AUGGCCAUCACCGAACUUGCCCUCCUGCGCCUCAAAUCGCAAGACACUUUCACUACAAUAAAGCCAGUCCUACAGGAUGCUCAAAAAGCCCAGUCCGAGUACUCGGGCCAUGCCGUUCGCUUCUUCCGACAGACCGAAGAUCCACUCUGUAUAUACCUCACGGGUGGGUGGGCGUCGGUCGCAACGCACAACGGCGAAUGGACCACGCUGGAGACGAACCAGCAGUUGCUGGCGCGGUUGGUGGAGCAUGUAGAUAUGGAGUGGAUGUUCCACUUGGAUAUUGAUCCAUCCACCGCAACCAUCCCCCUUAACGCCCCCAUCAUCGCCAUCAGCCGGUACUUCGUCGACCGCAACAAGAAAGCCGAGUUCGAGGAGGCCUACGAGGCCGGCAUACCGGGUCUCGGCGAGUACACGGCGCCGUUCCCGUAUUGCGGCAGCUGGAGGAUCGACAAGGACGGCGAGAACGACGAGUUUGUGCUGUUCAGUGGAUGGAACUCCGUCGAGCACCACAUGGAGUUUACUCGAUCAGAGGCGAUCGCGAAGCUCAGGGGGAUUCUGGGGGCGUUGACGGGCAUGGAAGUUGCACAUGUGCAGAAGCAGAGCUUGGAGUGA
Penicillium alfredii is the source of this 612-nucleotide messenger RNA. RefSeq lists its product as uncharacterized. Lineage: Eukaryota; Fungi; Ascomycota; Eurotiomycetes; Eurotiales; Aspergillaceae. The transcript has 2 exons. Bases 1 to 612 code for a protein of 203 amino acids. The record is from RefSeq and is a predicted model, not a curated record.